UAUCUAACUUUCUAAUUAACGACAACGUGUCGCUACGUGUUACGUAGCUUUAAAUCCUAUACUACUUGUACCUAUAGAUAUAACGUAACGCGUUAAGCGUCAGCGACAUCCUUGUGUUGGGAAAUUUAUAAAAUAGGCAUACAUUGCCAAAAAUGCUUAAACGCGUUCCCUCACUUCGUGUCACUUUGUUCGUCCACUAUUAAAAUCGUUACUUGCAGGUUCGCUCGGAAUUAUUCGAUACGAGAGAGAGAGAGAGAGAGGCGCGAGACGUUAUCAACUCUUGAUACUUCGAUAAACAUGGGAGGAGCUGUGAGCAGUGGACAAGACAAUGACGAAUUAGUAGAUAAUUUAAUGGUAUCUGGAUAUAUCAGAACAAAGAAAGUAGAGCAAGUUUUUAGAGCUGUGGAUAGAGCCGACUAUGUCCUAUCUUCUUGCCGAGAAGGCGCUUAUAAAGAUUUAGCAUGGAAACAUGGAAAUAUACAUUUAUCUGCACCCUGCAUAUACAGCGAAGUAUUGGAAGGACUCAGUUUAGAACCUGGUUUAAGUUUCCUAAAUCUUGGAUCAGGAACCGGCUACCUUAGUACAAUGGCAGGAUUAAUAUUACAACAACAUGGAACUAAUCAUGGCAUUGAAUUACAUGAAGAUUGUUUAAAAUAUGCAUAUGAAAAAUUGGAGGAAUUCAAACAAAAGUCACUGGCUCUAAAUGAAUUUGAUUUCUGUGAACCAAUAUUUAUACAAGGAAAUUGUCUUAGUGUCAUACCUGGUAGACAAUAUGACAGAGUGUAUUGUGGAGCAGGAUGUCCCGAAAGCCACGAAGCAUUUAUUAAGCAAUUUGUGCGUGUUGGAGGUAUAUUAGUAAUGCCUUACAAAGAUGAAUUAUUACGUGUGCAAAGAAUGGAUGAGAAUGUAUGGACGCAGUACACAAUGCUUCCUGUAUCGUUUGCAACUCUAGUCAUACCUCCAGCCUCAGAACACAAUUUAUUUCAUCUACCGGAGUGCAACCCUUUACCUUUGCAAGAAUUAUGUCGUGGUAAGAUUCGUUAUUAUCUACGUCAAAAUAUCUGGCGUGAACAUCCUGAUCUUGAGACCGAGAAGCCUAUAGUACCAGUACAGCAAAGACAAAAUCCGCAACAACGUACUCUCAGACGUUUCGUAAUUCCCAUUUUUGAGGAAUCCGAUGAGGCCUUAACUGACGACGAACAAGAAAUUGGACGAGCGCGUUUCUUAUUGAAUGCGCGUCUUGCUGACGCGCAUCCUGGAGAAGCUAUUACGACGACUCUGCAAUUAGUACGAGCCGUCAUACAACCGAAUCAGAACGAUAGUGAAGAAAAUCAACGGGUUUUGAGAAACGUUAGCGAAGAUACUCGUGACACUGCUAUGACUACAAGUUUUCAUGUACGUCAACAAAGACGAAAAUCAUCCGUGAAGAAUUCAUCUUCAAGUACAAGCACAGACGGCACAAGCGCCGCAGGUCACAGUUCCAGUACUGUGAAUGCAGACAUAAACGAUAACAAUAACGAGCAGGGCGAAAGAGAUGCAGGAAAAUCGACAACCGCGUAUUCUAACAUGAGUGACAGCGACAGUGACGCCGAGCAGGAGAACGCUUUCGUGCAACGCAAGAAAAUCGCGAAACGCGAGAAGACGGAUAGCGGUAUAGUAGACGAUAUAAACUUUAGUAAUGAGGACGGUAGUUCUAGCUCGAACACCAAUCACUCCGAUUCCGACAUCACCGAUACAACAGACACAGGUGACGCGAUGGAUUUAGUGCUGCCCGACACUUACAACUCUUGCAGAACUACAUGUUCUCGUUCGUCGAAAGACUCUACCUCCCGCAAGAAUGCAACUGUUGUGCACUUUGUAGACAGUAACGCGUUCGCUGCUUACAUGUGGGAAAAGAUACAACAGUUACCAUUGCCUUUUUCAAUAAAACUGUACAUGAACUAUAAUCGUAAGGUAUAAGCGAAUCACGUUAUUCUUAUUUAAAAAAGAAUACAUCACAUUUAUUAUGCACUGGUUUUUUUCUUUCGUGUAUGCAUUUCACAGAUUUGUAUCCACAGUGAAUA
Molecule: messenger RNA, 2063 nt
Organism: Camponotus floridanus (Florida carpenter ant)
Lineage: Eukaryota; Metazoa; Arthropoda; Insecta; Hymenoptera; Formicidae
Product: protein-L-isoaspartate O-methyltransferase domain-containing protein 1
Exons: 5
Coding region: 298-1959 (553 amino acids)
Biological process (GO): protein modification process
Cellular component (GO): cytoplasm
Molecular function (GO): protein-L-isoaspartate (D-aspartate) O-methyltransferase activity
Source: RefSeq, a predicted model, not a curated record